AUGACCAAAACAGUCAAACCUUUGACUAAUUCCAGUCGAAAUACCAUUCUGAUCGAUUACCGGGAAAAAUUAGUUCCUAAUUCUCAAAAAUCACCCCGCAAACUCCUUAAAAUAAUUAAGCCACAGUCGGGACGUAAUAACCAAGGAAAGAUUACUAUGCGCCAUCAAGGAGGUAGCCAUAAGCGAUUUUACCGAAUUAUUGAUUUCAAACGUUAUGAGAAAGACAAGGAUGGUAGCUUUACUUUCAUAAUUGCUCCAGAGGGAUUAAAAGUUAACGAUAAAAUAAUGAGUGGCAGCGAGGAAGAUGUUCCGUUACAGAUAGGAAAUAAUUUACCACUGCGUUACAUUCCAGUUAAUACUCCGAUCCACAAUUUAGAAUUAAAACCAAAAAAAGGCGGACAAAUAAUUCGUAGUGCCGGCACCUAUGCCGAAAUAAUUGGUAAAGAGGAAGGUAAUGAUUAUGUCUUAGUAAAAUUGAUGUCGAAAGAAGUUCGCAAAGUAUUAGCAACUUGUCGAGCUACUAUCGGUAUUCGCCCAACUGUGCGGGGUUCAGCGAUGAAUCCUAAUGACCACCCACAUGGUGGUGGUGAGCAGAAAGCGGGUAUUGGUCAUCCUUCACCACUUAGUCCCUGA
This is a messenger RNA of Ambispora gerdemannii, 633 nucleotides long. Lineage: Eukaryota; Fungi; Glomeromycota; Glomeromycetes; Archaeosporales; Ambisporaceae. The record is from the annotation of a GenBank genome assembly.